Hevea brasiliensis (rubber tree) is the source of this 1230-nucleotide messenger RNA. RefSeq lists its product as uncharacterized. The transcript has 6 exons. The record is from RefSeq and is a predicted model, not a curated record. Lineage: Eukaryota; Viridiplantae; Streptophyta; Magnoliopsida; Malpighiales; Euphorbiaceae. The coding region runs from base 237 to 1067 and encodes 276 amino acids.
ACAGUUGCCUGUCUCUUAUUUUAUUUCUUUUUUUUUUUUUUAAUGUAAUCUUAAAAAAUGUAUUUAUAUUUCUGCCGUUCUGCAUUUCUUCUCUUCUCUAGGCCCUGAAUUUACUGGAGAGUUUCUGGGUACUGAUUUCCUACAGAAAAGACAAGCUACAUCGUCACGCUGAAAUGUCAUCUGAUGGUCCAAACCAAACUGUUGAAUAGGAUUUUUGCGUAAAAUUAACAGAGAGUAUGUGCAUAGCAUUGUUUCUAUGGCAAGCUCAUCCUCGUUACCCAUUCCUCUUGCUACUCAACAGAGAUGAGUACCACAGCCGGCCAACCAAGCCCCUGACUUGGUGGGGAAGUGAAGACCAGAUCCUGGGUGGGAGAGAUGAGCAGGCAGGUGGGACAUGGUUGGCUUGCACUAGAGAUGGUAAGAUUGCUUUUAUCACUAAUUUCAGGGAACUUAAAUCUACCCCUAGAGCCAAUAGCAGAGGAGACCUUCCUGUUCAUUUCUUGGAGAGCAACAAGAAUCCUAAGGAGUUUGCCGAGGAUCUUGCAAAAGAGGCAGAAAAGUAUAGUGGAUUUAACCUAAUACUAACUGAUAUCUGUUCCAAAUCCAUGGUUUAUGUAACCAAUAGACCAAAAGCAGAAAACAAUUUUAUCACAGAUGUUGCACCUGGAAUGCAUGUGUUAUCAAAUGCAAGCCUAGACUCCCCAUGGCCUAAGGCUCAACGAUUGGGCCAUAAUUUUAAAGAUUUGUUAGAUAAAUAUGGUGAAAGAGAGCUUCCUGUGAAAGAGAUGGUUGAAAUACUAAUGACAAACACUGUUAAAGACGUUGAUGAGAGCAUGUUACCGAAAAUUUAUCCUGCUGAGUUUGAAUACCAGUUGAGUUCCAUAUUUGUUGAGACAGACACUCCAUUGGGACACUAUGGAACCAGAAGCACUUCCGUGUUGUCCAUAAAAUCAAGUGGGGAGGUUAACUUCUAUGAAAGGUUUCUUGAGAAUGAAAAGUGGCAAGAGCACACAGAGAGUUUCCAAAUAGAGAAGAUAGAGCACAUGGAAAAAAUUAGCUCUGCUUAAUCAUCCCUCUGAGUUUUGAGAAAGCAAGUGCCCUGUUCAUCUAAUCUACGAGUUCAGAUGAAAAAUAUUGCAAGUUGAUGUUUUUGCCUUUUUUCUUUUUCCUGAAAAUUAUGUAUAUCCAAAAUAGACCAUGCUCCAAAUAAAGGAAAUAAGCUUUUGUUUA